AUGAGAGAGAAAUCAACCAGACCUCGGCCGCAAGCUCCUCAGGGUGCUCGCAGCAUGGACAGUUUCAUAUCCGUCUUUCACGCUGGCAGUCUGGAUAGGCCUACGCCACAAACCCCGUCACAACCUCAAACACAAUCGCACCAGCAACCGCAGCGCCCAGCAAGCAAUCCCUAUUGCUACAUACCGGGCCAGUACUGGGAGUCUCUGGGCUACUACGACAUGGCGAUGGACAUAUGCACCGACUUUUCUGAUCUCAGUCAAAUAAACCCCUCGUUUGUGUCGAACCACAAAGCCCUCAGCUUCGCGGAUGACCUUACGCCGCUUGACUCUCCCCUCGAUUUCGCAACAGAGCACUUCGGCAGUCCUGGCGACUCUUUGCAACUAGCACGGACCAAUUCGGCUGUCCAAGAAAGCCCGGAUACAGAGGCGGAAUGUUUGGGUCAGGGACGAUGUAACAGUCAGAAUCUCCCUUGCAAGAUCUGUGAAAAGAAGAAAGAGAGGCGGAAAGAACAGAAUCGAAAAGCGCAACGGAACCACCGAUUGCGCAGCGAGGCGAAGCUCGAGCAGUUGAGGGCAAAGGUCAAAUCGCAAUCGGAUGAGAUUGUGAUGCUCAGAGACUUCAACCAGUCGCUACUGAAGCACAUUGAAACGCUCGAGAGCAAAUCCCAGGAUGGCGGCACGGCCGACGCGGGCACGGAGGCUGAAGAAUCAAACACCCUUGGAAUGCAACCGCCACCUUCUCGUUGA
Fonsecaea multimorphosa CBS 102226 is the source of this 747-nucleotide messenger RNA. RefSeq lists its product as uncharacterized. Gene Ontology annotation, biological process: regulation of DNA-templated transcription. The transcript is spliced from 3 exons. Gene Ontology annotation, molecular function: DNA-binding transcription factor activity. The record is from RefSeq and is a predicted model, not a curated record. The coding region runs from base 1 to 747 and encodes 248 amino acids. Lineage: Eukaryota; Fungi; Ascomycota; Eurotiomycetes; Chaetothyriales; Herpotrichiellaceae.